GCGCCAGCCCCCUCCCGAGAUCAUGCAGCCGGGAGCGAAGAUUUCGCUCAGCCCCAGACUUCUCCACCAAACCCCCUGUGGCCUGCGGACGAGAGACGACAGACAGGACGGAAACCAAUGAGAGCUCCGCUCUCUCGCCUACCGUCCAAUGAGCCUCGGCUCCCAGGAGGGGCGGGACUAGGAGGGCAGGAGGGGGUGGUCCCGGACUGGCGCGCGGCGCGGCAUCUCGGCGGCUCACAGACCAAGAGCAUCGCGGGGAGUCGGCGCCAAGGCGACGCGGGAAGGCGCCACCACCGCGGUUGCCGUCGCUGGCCAAGGUGCUGGACACGACAGAUCCUCAACAGCUCAGGCACCGGCUGCUGCACCCCCUGCUGCAGCCUUGCUUCCAACCAGGUCCUCAUGGAAGAGAUGGAAGAAGAGUUAAAAUGCCCCGUGUGCGGCUCCUUCUACCGGGAGCCCAUCAUCCUGCCCUGCUCCCACAAUUUGUGUCAGGCGUGCGCCCGCAACAUCCUGGUGCAGACCCCGGAAUCUGAGUCUCCCCAGAGCCGUCGGGCCUCGGGUUCUGGGGUCUCCGACUAUGACUAUCUGGACCUGGACAAGAUGAGCCUGUACAGCGAGGCGGACAGCGGCUAUGGCUCUUAUGGGGGAUUCGCCAGCGCCCCCACUACCCCAUGCCAGAAGUCCCCCAACGGCGUCCGUGUGUUUCCCCCAGCAAUGCCGCCACCGGCCACCCACCUGUCACCGGCCUUGGCCCCAGUGCCUCGCAACUCCUGUAUCACCUGCCCCCAGUGCCACCGCAGCCUCAUCCUGGAUGACCGGGGCCUCCGCGGCUUCCCUAAGAACCGCGUCCUGGAAGGGGUAAUUGACCGCUACCAACAGAGCAAAGCCGCGGCCCUCAAGUGCCAGCUCUGCGAGAAGGCGCCCAAGGAGGCCACUGUCAUGUGCGAACAGUGCGAUGUCUUCUACUGUGAUCCUUGCCGCCUGCGCUGCCACCCGCCCCGGGGGCCCCUUGCCAAGCAUCGUCUGGUGCCACCGGCCCAGGGCCGCGUGAGCCGGAGGCUGAGCCCGCGGAAGGUCUCCACCUGCACAGACCACGAGCUGGAGAACCACAGCAUGUACUGCGUGCAGUGCAAGAUGCCCGUGUGCUACCAGUGCUUGGAGGAGGGCAAACACUCCAGCCACGAAGUCAAGGCUCUGGGGGCUAUGUGGAAACUGCACAAGAGCCAGCUUUCCCAGGCGCUGAAUGGAUUGUCAGACAGGGCCAAAGAAGCCAAGGAGUUUCUGGUGCAGCUUCGCAACAUGGUACAACAGAUCCAGGAAAACAGUGUGGAGUUUGAGGCCUGUCUGGUGGCCCAGUGUGACGCCCUCAUUGACGCACUCAACAGAAGGAAGGCUCAGCUGCUGGCCCGUGUCAACAAGGAGCAUGAGCACAAACUGAAGGUCGUUCGAGAUCAGAUCUCUCACUGCACAGUGAAAUUGCGCCAGACCACUGGUCUCAUGGAAUACUGCUUGGAGGUGAUUAAGGAAAAUGAUCCUAGUGGCUUUUUGCAGAUUUCGGAUGCCCUCAUAAGGAGAGUGCACCUGACUGAGGAUCAGUGGGGGAAAGGCACACUCACUCCCAGGAUGACCACGGACUUUGACUUGAGUCUGGACAAUAGCCCUCUACUGCAAUCCAUUCACCAGCUGGACUUCGUGCAGAUGAAAGCUUCCUCUCCGGUCCCAGCAACCCCCAUCCUGCAGCUGGAGGAGUGUUGCACCCACAACAACAGCGCUACGCUGUCCUGGAAACAGCCUCCUCUGUCCACUGUGCCAGCGGAAGGAUACAUUCUGGAGCUGGAUGACGGCAGUGGCGGUCAGUUCCGGGAAGUGUAUGUCGGAAAAGAGACAAUGUGCACAGUGGAUGGUCUUCACUUCAACAGCACAUACAACGCUCGCGUCAAGGCCUUCAACAAAACAGGAGUCAGCCCAUACAGCAAGACCCUGGUCCUCCAGACGUCUGAGGCACAUGAAAUUAAACCUAUGAGGAACACAGAUUCGGAAGAACAGACCCUCCCUUUUCCAGUGCCUUCGGAAAGAUUGCCGCUCCGUAGAAUGAGUCCUUUCUCCUCCACCCUUAAUCUACAACCCAGCUUCCCCGGGAGAUCCUACUUUGAUUUCCGAUCCUCACCCCACCAGCUGAGCUUGCAUUCUUCUUUACAGUCUCUCAAUGUACCCGGAUGCAAUUUUGAGACACAGUCUGCACCUUACUCUCAAUUAGUUGACAUUAAAAAGCUGUUGGCAGUGGCCUGGUUUGCUUUCGACCCUGGCUCGGCACACUCGGACAUCAUCUUCUCCAAUGACAACCUCACAGUGACCUGCAGUAGCUACGAUGACCGGGUGGUGCUGGGGAAGACUGGCUUCUCCAAGGGUGUCCACUACUGGGAGCUAACAAUAGAUCGCUAUGACAACCACCCUGACCCUGCAUUUGGUGUGGCCCGCAUGGAUGUGAUGAAGGAUGUGAUGUUAGGAAAGGACGACAAAGCUUGGGCAAUGUAUGUGGACAAUAACCGGAGCUGGUUCAUGCACAGCAACUCGCACACCAACAGAACCGAGGGAGGGAUCACAAAAGGGGCCACCAUUGGGGUCCUGCUUGACUUAAACAGAAAGACCCUGACAUUUUUUAUUAACGAUGGACAGCAAGGCCCCAUAGCAUUUGAGAACAUGGAGGGCCUGUUCUUCCCUGCCGUCAGCCUGAACCGGAAUGUGCAGGUCACACUUCACACUGGGCUCCCAGUCCCCGACUUCUACUCCAGCAGAGCAUCGAUAGCCUAA
This is a messenger RNA of Castor canadensis (American beaver), 2811 nucleotides long. NCBI's taxonomy places the organism in Eukaryota, Metazoa, Chordata, Mammalia, Rodentia, Castoridae. The record is from RefSeq and is a predicted model, not a curated record.